CGCUGUUGGGAAAUCCAAUCAGCGAGGAGCUCGGGAUGCCGGAUGUUGUUAUGACGUGUCAUCAAGCGCUUGACAGUCAUGGAAGGGCUGAUGUGCUUAUGUGGGAUGAUGAGGCUGUUGACUGCCUUGUUCAUCCCAGUACUGAUUGCCAGCAUUGCUCUGAGCCUCGUCUUUGUCUUGCUUUUUAUUUGCACUCGAUUGUGGAUUCAGAGAAAGAAAAAGCAGAGUGUGGAAAUAGGAAAAGAUGGGAAAAAGAAGAAAGUGGUGGCAUUUUUUCACCCAUACUGCAAUGCUGGAGGCGGAGGGGAGAGAGUACUGUGGUGUGCACUGAGAUCCCUCCAAAAGCGGUACAAAGAUGUGAUCUAUGUCAUUUAUACUGGUGACAAAGAUGCCUCUGCGGAACAGAUCCUGAAUGGGGCCGCUGCAAGAUUUAACAUCAAGCUGUCACACCCUGUAAAGUUCAUCUUCCUGGAAAAGCGUGGACUUGUGGAAGCAGGAUGUUAUCCCUGUUUUACUUUGCUGGGACAGAGUCUUGGCUCCAUUGUUUUAGGCUGGGAAGCUCUUACGAAGUGUGUGCCAGAUAUAUACAUUGAUUCUAUGGGCUGUGCAUUUACAUUGCCUCUCUUCAAGUAUCUCGGAGGAUGCCAUGUCGGCUGCUAUGUGCACUAUCCAACUAUCAGCAUGGAUAUGCUGUCUGUUGUUCAUAGUCAGCAUGCAAGAUUCAACAAUGCUGCUUUUAUCUCAAACAAUCCUGUUCUGAGCAGACUGAAACUGAUUUAUUAUUAUCUGUUUGCACUAUUCUAUGGAUGGGUUGGUUCAUGUAGUGACGUCAUCAUGGUUAACUCAACAUGGACUUUCUCCCACAUUCUUGAUCUGUGGAAAUGUAGUGACCGUACUAGCAUAGUUUAUCCUCCGUGUGAUGUUCAGACAUUUUUAGACCUUAAUUUAAAUCAACACAAAGAAAAAGAGGAACAUUCAGUUGUUUCUAUAGGGCAGUUUAGGCCCGAGAAGGACCACCCUUUGCAAAUACGUGCAUUUGCAUCCUUGCUGGAAAACAAAAAUGCUGAACAAAGAGCAAAGUUGAAAUUGAUCCUAAUUGGGGGGUGUCGCAACAAUGAAGAUGAGCUACGUGUGUCAGAGCUGAAAAGACUCAGCUCCGAAAUGGGAAUUCCAGUGGAGUUCAAAGUGAACAUUCCUUUUGCAGAGCUAAAGAAGCAUUUAAGUGAAGCUACCAUUGGCUUACACACCAUGUGGAAUGAGCACUUUGGAAUUGGCAUCGUUGAGUGCAUGGCUGCUGGUACCAUAAUUCUGGCUCAUAAUUCUGGAGGUCCAAAACUGGAUAUUGUGGUGCCUUAUGAAGAACACCAGACUGGCUUCUUGGCAGAUAGCGUUGACAGUUAUGCAGCAGCAAUGGAUCAUAUUCUGUCUCUGACACCAGAACAGAGACUGUCCAUUAGGAAAAAUGCACGUCUUUCUGUUGGCAGAUUUUCAGAUCAGGAAUUUGAAGCUAAUUUCCUGGCUUCAUCAGAGACGCUAUUUAAAUGAACCAAUCGACAAUUUUCCCUGUAUUUAUUUUUAUUUUCUGUGCUGAGGACUGCAACUAUAUAAAAUGUUUUUUUUUAUUGAGUAUUGGAAAUGUACACUUAUAUCUCCAGAGAAUGAUAUACAUGGAUUGCUUGGAGCUGCAAACUCUGCAAAAGUCAUUACAGAUGGCUGCAACCCUGGCAGGUGUCUCUGCUGCCCACAUCUUGCUCCAGCCCUGUCGUUCUGCUCUCUUGCUCAGUGGCAUUUUAAACCAAAGAAAAGUUUACUAUCGGGUGACUAUAUAUAUAUAUAUAUAUAUAUAUAUAUAUAUAUAGUGAAUAAA
Xenopus laevis (African clawed frog) is the source of this 1867-nucleotide messenger RNA. It is a transcript of the gene alg11.S, whose product is annotated as ALG11, alpha-1,2-mannosyltransferase S homeolog. Bases 79 to 1545 code for a protein of 488 amino acids. The transcript is spliced from 5 exons. Gene Ontology annotation, molecular function: glycosyltransferase activity; GDP-Man:Man(3)GlcNAc(2)-PP-Dol alpha-1,2-mannosyltransferase activity. Gene Ontology annotation, cellular component: membrane; endoplasmic reticulum membrane. NCBI's taxonomy places the organism in Eukaryota, Metazoa, Chordata, Amphibia, Anura, Pipidae. The record is from RefSeq and is a predicted model, not a curated record. Gene Ontology annotation, biological process: protein N-linked glycosylation.